Molecule: messenger RNA, 5748 nt
Organism: Anas platyrhynchos (mallard)
Lineage: Eukaryota; Metazoa; Chordata; Aves; Anseriformes; Anatidae
Gene: COBL
Product: cordon-bleu WH2 repeat protein
Biological process (GO): actin filament polymerization; signal transduction; actin filament network formation
Cellular component (GO): axonal growth cone; neuronal cell body; dendritic growth cone
Molecular function (GO): actin monomer binding
Source: RefSeq, a predicted model, not a curated record
GGUGCCCGGCGGAGCUGUCAGCGCCCGGCCGGGGAGCGCCGCCCGCCGCGGAGCGGGCGGACCGGGGGCGGUGGCGGAGUGUCGGUGUGUGUGUGGGGGGGAGCCGCGUCUCAGCGCUGCCCUCUCUUCCCUCUCCUCGCCGCCGGGCCCGUGUCCAGACCCUUGCGGAGCAGCCAUGGAGACCCUGGUCCGCCCCGCGGCCGGCAAGCCUCCGAGCGGGAGAAGAAUGAAAGCUCGCGCUCCUCCUCCACCAAAUCAACCUUCUGCAGCCAGUAGAAUUAACAACGAACACAAGUCAUCUGCAGAGACAGCAGUAAUUUCUGAUCAGAACCUUGUGAGCAUGAAGGAGAAUAUGAUAAACAGAUCGGUGGACUUCACAGUUAUUCUACCCAACGGCGUGGAACAGAAGACCACAGUACAAGGAAGUAAAGCUGUGAUGGAUCUGUUGGUUGAUUUAUGCAGCCGGUAUCAUUUGAAUCCAUCCCAAUACAGUCUUGAACUGAAGUCUUUGGGAACUGAGCAACCUCUGAGUUACAAGGCAAACACUUUGAUAGGAGCACUGGACGUACAGACAGUACUUCUGAAAGAGAAGGUGCCUGAAGAGAAGAUAAAGCGACCUCUGCCACGGGCCCCUGAGAAGUCUGUGAGGCUGGUGGUGAAUUACCUGAAGACACAGAAGGCAGUGGUUCGAGUCAGUCCGGAGGUGCCUCUCCACAACAUCAUUCCGGCUAUUUGCGAGAAGUGCGAGGUCAGUCAGGAACACAUCGUUCUUCUGCGAGACAGCAUCACUGGGGAGGAGCUGGAGCUUACCAAGUCCUUGGAGGAGCUGGGGAUAAGUGAGCUGUACGCCUGGGACAGAAAAAGAGUUCCUCCAUCAAAAACUCAGUCUGAACCUUCUCUGAACUACAGAGAACCAAGUCGAAGUGUUUCGCUAAGCAGUGAUGCAGUAGAAAAAGAAAAGAAAGGGUUUCUGGGAUUUUUCAAAGCUAAUAGAAACAACAGCAAGACAGAAGAACACUUGAGGAUGAACAGAGAUUAUGGUGAGGAGGAUGUUUUUAGUUCUACAUCUACAAGUGAAGGAAGCUUGGAUGGUUUUUCCACGGCACCAAACUCUCCUUCGGUGAAUUCUCGUUCCAGUAGCCUGGGUUCAUCGCUGUCCCUCGGUAACAUCUCAGGAAUGACAGCAAACCCAGAAGUGAAAAAGCGCAGAGCACCUCCUCCUCCAGUUGUGACACCUCCGUUGCAGAACAUGGAGAUGAGCGGACAGGAAAAGAUGGCAGUACAGAUUUCGCAAGGAGCAUCCCUAAACGAUUUACAGAAAAAGAAGAGGCGUGCGCCUCUUCCACCAACUCUGUCUGCUCCGCCCACUCCUGCCAUGCCAAAUAGGACAGAAGAGGUGGAAGACAAGAGGAAGAGCACAAUGGGUGAUGGACGGCAGGUGCCACAAAAGCCUCCUAGAGGCAUCACUCGGGGUCCACCCGAGUUAGUGAUCCCCCCACCCCCACCUUACCCUCCUCCUGACAGAGACAGUAUGGAUCCAGCAGUCUGUUACAGAGAAGCAGAUGUUACAGCACCAACAAAGCUGGUACCUAAACAGAGCCUGCUGCCUGCACAUGAUAAUGCUUAUGCAGUGGAUGACACGGUUAUGGAGCUAUCUGAGGUAGAAGAAACAGCAUCAGAAAGCAGCUGUUUUGCAUCAGAGGACACCACUGAAGACUCAGGUGUUGUGAGCUCCCCAUCUGACAUUGUAUCUUUGGAUUCACAAAAUGACAGCAUGAAGUCAAGAGACAUCAAGCUGGUCAAUGGCUACAUGGACUCAGCUGAGGCAGAUGCAAUGUGUGGCACAGAGACAUGCCCUGUAAAGAAGACCUCCUGCAGUAACAUGGGAUAUGACAGUGCUCCACAGAGCAGCAAAAAUGAAGAAAUAACUGCAGCUAAGCAUGGAAAUGAGGAUGUAUUCAUUGAUGCACAACUCCAGCAGACUUUGGCUGACCUGGAUGAAGAUUUAGAAGCAAUGGAUGUUAAAAGUAACUCUGACUCUGAGUGUAUGAGUGAAGUGCUGAGCCCACAUGUAAGAAAAGUUGAGGAUCCCCAGGAUGUUGCCAGUUCUGUUCCAGUGACAGUCAUAGAUGAUGUUCCAGAAGUUACCAUCUCUAAUUCACCUAGAAACCAAGAGACAAGGGGUUCACGGAACUUACUAGCUGACUCUGUCAGUACAGGAAACUUUACAAAUAAAAACAACAAUGCGGGUUCCUUUGAUAAAGGGCACACAGAUACUGGAGCUGUAUGUAAAUCCAAAGACCUACUACAUCAGCAACCAUCUGAAAGUGAAUUCGUUCACUUGCCUGUGGAACAGAGGAGAGAUAUGUUUGAAUCUCUCACAUCCUCCUUUGAAAAAAGAAGUGAAAAGAACGUAAGACUGGAAGCCCCACCCAGGCAUGGUAUGAAGUCUGAGGAGUGUAAAUCUAAGCUGAUUCCGUCUCACUCAAAGACCACAACUGAAAUCAGUACAGCAAAAGAGAAAAUAAAUCCAUAUAAUGAAGGCAGUAACAGAGAGAGAACUCUGAAAAAAAGUAAAUCAGAAUUAGAAAUCAAAUGGCCACCAGCAAAAAAAAUUGAGGCAGAAGAGGUCCCAUCAACACCCCCGUGGUGUCAUCGUGCCCAGAACUGGGGAACAAAUUACGAACCCAAAAUGGGUUUGACAACCUUUAAAGUUGUCCCUCCCAAACCUGAAGUAAAACAUUCUGAUAGAGGAACUUCAGUCUCCACUGGUGCCAUUAAGAUAGACGAACUAGGCAACCUUAUCAACCCAAAGGUUGUGGUCAGUAAGAACAUACCAGGUUCCUCUACUGGUGAAAGUGAGGAAAUUCCUCUCGGGAAAGUGAAGGAAUUUUGGAGGUCAAGUUCUGUGGAAAAACAAAGCGAUGACUCUGCUGAGCAUCUUGCUAAAAAGCCAGCAGUUAACACAAACUCUAAGUCCUUCGCUACAAAACAGGAACACAAACCUGUCAGUCCUGCAGCUCCAAAACCUGUAGCACCACAAACUGUUACUUCCCAGGUAGCUGAAAAACCGUCUGAGAACGAAAAGACCAAACCACCUCUUCCAGUCACGCAGUCUCAGGUAAAACCAUUAAUGGCCCCAGCUGUUAAUAAAGACAAGAUGGAGCUUCCGUUUCUAAAACCUCAUAGGAGAACUUCAAGUCAGUAUGUCGCCUCUGCCAUUGCAAAACACAUCAACCUACCUACCUUUAAGCCUGACUCUGCAGAAUUUCAUGAGAAAGAUGAAUAUAAGCAUGGAGCAGGAGAGGCUAAAACUGAAGCAGAAGUUUCCCCCAAAAGGUGUAUUAUUGUGGACAAUUCCAGCCCUGUGGAAACGGAAUCGGCAGAAACAACAGAAAAAAAUGCAAAUAUUUUUACUAGCAGUCAAAAAGUAUCCCACAGGCUCACACCUGGUGAUAAUUCUGGCAUGGAAAACAAAGUAGUUAACAUCAGGGCACCAAAUCAAGCAACUCCUGCUAGUUUCUAUAAAAAGAAUGUCAGUGUCCCACUUACUAAAUCCUCUCUGAAGGAUAACGACGGUACAGAAGAUGAGCACAGUUUAAAUGGCAAAGAAAGUAUAGCGGAGAAAAAGAAGCGUCUUUUGUUGGACCAGAAAUGUGAGACUUUGCCCCGUAGUAACUCAGCCUCCUCUCUCAAGUCACCUGAUCUCCAAGGAGUCUCGCCCCCCUUCAGCUCGUCUUUGCGGAUCACUAAAUGGCCUCCUACUGACAGCAUGCAAGUGAGUUCGCUGAGGGCAUCGCCCAAGUUAAAUGGUGUGACAGCAAAGGCAGAGUCAGAACAGAAGGACAAACCUGAUGAUUCACUUACUAAUGCUGUUGGCGAACUGGAUGUUAAUGUGCAGACCAAUAUCUUUGGACCAAAGAAGAAGUUCAAACCUGUUGUCCAAAAACCAAUUCCUAAAGACACGUCACUGCACAGUGCCCUAAUGGAAGCCAUUCAAACAGGAGGGGGAAAGGAGAAGCUCAGGAAGGUUUCAGACAGUGCACUAUACGGCAAUCACAACAAACCCUCAUAUGCUGAGCCAGAGAAUGAGCGCUCAGCCCUGCUAGCAGCAAUUAGAGGCCACAGUGGCACCUCGAAGCUGAAAAAGAUCUCCUCAUUGGCUUCUGAAGAGCUCCAGAGUUUUAGGAAUGCAGAGCUGUCCUUGCAGAAAACAGAAGACUCUCAGGAAGAGCUAUUCUGUAUCCCACCUGCCCCUGCUCAGCCACCACCUCCACCACCUCCAACUCAGCUGUCAACAGCAGCUCCUAAUUCCUCUGCUACAACUGCAGGUGACCCUGGGGAGGCAAGGCGAGCCCUAAUGGAGGCUAUUCGCUCUGGUGCUGGAGCAGCAAAGUUAAAAAAGGUCCCUCUGCUCGUUUGAAUCAUGUAUAAAGAACAGGUAAUUGGAAAUCUAACCCCAUAUGCACCCAUAAUCAUCAUUCAAGGUCUGAAGUGGCAAAAAACAUCAAGAAGUUUAGUUUAUUCUCUUGUCUACGAGCCAAAAUAAGUUGUAGUUAAUUUUCUGUGUGUUCCUGCAUAAUGGUUCUAAGGGAAAAAUGUGUUGCUCUGCUGUAAAGCAUCUGUGCCAAGGAAUUGUGUUUUGCCUCUGAAUAUUUAAGGUUGCCAAUAAACUAUUCUUGUUGGCAGGUUAAUAAGAAUAUAAACACUGUGCAGUCCUGUGUUAAUACUUAAUUGUGUUUAUGGGCAAAAUAAAAAGGCUUUGCUAGCUAUCUGAAAAGUAAUAUUCAUUUCAAGUUGUUAAAAAUAUGUAACUGUUAUAAACUCUUCACUUGCUUCUUAUUUGGUUGAGAAAAGGGCUGAAAGUGAUCAGGGAGAAAAAAAAGAGAAUAAAGAUCUAUAGAAAAAAAUCACAAGAAAAAGGUUACGGUACAUUAUGAGGGACCUUAAUUUUCAUAUGAUGGAGUCUUUUUUUUUUUUUUUUUUUUUUUUUAAGAUUAGAUAAACUUCAUAUCUUUGGUGGAGCUCUGUGAAAGCAGGCAAUCAAUAAUGAUUGAGACUGUGUCUACUGAAGAGUUACUUAUGGGAUAUGACGUAUAGAAUACUAAGCUGUAUAGAUAUACCGAACCCUAGUAACGUUUGUGGCACUUUAAAAAUACUGAGACACCUUAAGGGAUCUCUAUUUGCGACAGACUGUGAAGGUUACUAGUAAGAUUUCAGAGCACUGCAUAGAGGUCCAAGGUCUAGAAUUCAUUCCCGCACUGCAGAAGGAAGUGAAGCUGGUUUGGAUCAGUAGUCAGGACUUAGUCCCUUGGUCAGGUCAUGCGUAAGUUGGCCUUUUGUUUCCAGGUUGUACUGCUGUUGUAUGUUGUCUCAUGAGUAUUUAUAUAGCAGCAUCUUUUUCAAAUGUUAACUACUUUGGUAGUUGUUGUUGUACAUAUUUUGAAAAUAUUUCAUUAAAUUGAAAUGAUUAACUUAUAAAAGAGGGAUCAAAAUGCUUUUUCGUAUUUCCUAUAUUGUAAUGAAGUGGAGGAAGAGGAAGUUUGUACAUUUACACUUUUAUAAUCACAGGCCAGAGUGAUGGUAGAUCCUUUUUUUUUUUUUUUUAGCUGAAAUUUAAAAUGUAUGCCUAUGUAAUGUUGAGAGCAAGAGAAUAUUUAGCCAUCUGCAUUUAAUAUGACUGUAUAUUAUAUAUUGUAAAAUAUUGAUGUCUGUUAGUGCCACAAAUAAACAUAAAAUCAAACCUUA